UUUCUUCUCUUCUUUAACAUCUUCUAAUGACAAAAGAAAAUCUUGAAGAAUUCCUCUUUUAACCAUGGCAGUGACAGUGAAGGUAUCAGCUUCAUUGAGGUGCAGGUGUGUCAUUCUUCUCUUAUCUGUGAUUGUUUCAGUAGCCUUUCCAGAGCAGCCAACUAUAUAUCUAGUUUUAAUGGAAGGAGAGCCGAUAUUGUUCCACCAUGGUGCAGGACUUCUCAAAGGAGAGAGAAGUGAUCCCAACAGUGAAGCUUACAGGGCUCAUGCAAAGCACUUGGAGGAUUCCCAUGACCAGCUUCUACAGAACACUAUAGAGGUGGGGAGCUACAAAAAGCUCUACAGCUUCAAACACAUCAUUAAUGGCUUUGCUGUUCACACAACUCCUUCUCAGGCUAAAAAACUGGAGUUAGCUGAAGGAGUAAAAUUGGUGGAGGAGGACAGAGGUGUUAAAUUGAUGACAACAUAUACACCUGAGUUCCUAGAACUACCCAUGGGAGUAUGGAGUCAAGAAGGAGGAGAUACACAUGCUGGAGAGGACUUAGUAAUUGGAGUCAUUGACACAGGCAUUGAUCCAAUGCACCCAAGCUUUGCUUAUGAUCCCUUAAAGCCAUACACAUCAAACCCUCAUCGAUUUUCUGGUGACUGUCAGACUGGUCCUAGGUUUCCUGCAUCCUCAUGCAAUGGUAAGAUAAUCUCUGCAAGGUACUUCUCAGCUGGGGCUCAAUCCAUCACUCUUAACACUUCAAAGGACUUUCUCUCACCAUUCGAUGCAGCUGGACAUGGAAGUCAUGUAGCAUCAAUUGCAGCGGGGAACUAUGGAGUCUCAGUGGUUGUGAACAGCUUCUUAUAUGGGUAUGCCAGUGGAAUGGCACCACGAGCUCGCAUUGCAGUAUACAAGGCAGUGUUCCCUAGCAUAGGGACUAUGGCAGAUGUGGUUGCUGCAAUUGAUCAAGCAGUUCUAGAUCAAGUGGAUAUCAUAUCACUCUCCAUUGGGCCAAAUUCACCUCCAGAAGACAAACCCAUCUUCUUAAAUGUGUUCGACAUAUCAAUGUUGUUUGCACAGAGAGCUGGUGUUUUUGUUGUACAAGCUGCAGGGAAUCAAGGUCCAACUCCAUCCUCAAUUGAGUCCUACAGUCCAUGGGUAGUUGGUGUUGCUGCUUGCAACAUAGACAGGAGUUUCCCUGGUAAAAUUGUUCUUGGUGAUGGUCAAAACAUCAAUGGUGUGGGACUAUCUGGGCCAACCUUUGGAAAUUGGUUAUUACAGUAUAAGCUAGUGCUAGCAAAGGAUGCAGUGAAGGAAAGUGGAACCUUCCCCAUGACCCCACAAUAUGUUGAAGAGUGUCAAUACCCAGAGGCAUUGGAUCCUACAUUGGUGCUUGGUAGUAUUGUCAUCUGCACCUUCUCUGCUGGGUUCUCCAAUGGGACCUCCACUCUUUCUGCUAUCAUUGAUACUGCAACUGAGUUGGGAUUCAUGGGUUUUGUUCUCACUGCAAAUCCACUAUAUGGUGAUUAUAUUGCAGAACCAGUUCCCUUUGUUGUUCCUGGCAUUAUGAUCCCGAAAGUAGCUGAUGCACAGAUUCUAUUGCAAUACUAUGAGCAGUGGACGAGCAGAGAUCCUACUGGACGUGUCACUAAAUACAAUGGAAGGGCAGCAAUAGGAGAGGGAAGAGUUGCUUCUUUCCAAGGACGAGCACCUAGUGUUAGCAGAUUCUCCUCAAGAGGACCAGACAUCAUAGAUAGCAGUCGAAGGAACCUAGCAGAUGUGCUCAAGCCUGAUAUUCUAGCCCCAGGCCACCUUAUAUGGGCAGCUUGGAGCCCUACGAGCAUCUCCGAGCCCCUCCUUAAUGGAUACAAUUUUGCUCUAUUAUCAGGAACCAGCAUGGCAACUCCUCAUGUCGCUGGAGUUGCAGCACUCAUCAAACAACAUAAUCCUUCAUGGACUCCAUCCAUGAUAGCCUCUGCAAUCUCCACCACAGCAUCUCGAUAUGACAACUAUGGAGAACCUAUCAUGGCAGAAGGAUUUAAUAUCAGUAGUUUAUAUCCCUCUACUCCUUUUGAUUUUGGAGCUGGCCUGAUAAACCCAAAGCGUGCAUUAGAUCCAGGCUUAGUUUUCACAUCAGCAGGAUUUGAAGACUAUGUUGAGUUCUUGUGCUCCUUACCAAACACCAACUUAUCAUUAGUUGAAGCUGUUACUGGGAGAUUAUGCAAUCACUCACUUGCCCAUCCAUCUGAUCUUAACCUCCCUUCAAUAACCAUAUCAAGGUUGGUCACAUCUCAAGUGGUGAGACGAAGUGUGAAGAACAUAGAGAGCAAACCAGAGACUUAUGUAAGUGCAGUUCUACAUCCAAAUGGGGUUGAAGUCUCUGUGAAUCCAUCUCAGUUCACCAUAGAUUCACAGGGAACUCAAGACAUGGAAAUCACAAUCAGUGUGACCCAAGCAUUGAACUCCUUCAGCUUUGGUGAGAUUGUUCUAACAGGAACUUUGGAUCAUAUAGUGAGGAUACCAUUAUCAGUUCUUACUGUUCCAAUGUAACAGGGAGAAAUACUGAAACACCAUUUAGAGAUAGCGGUUGUGAGUCUCUGCUGACGGCAUUGCUGAAGGUGAGAGUCGCAUCUCGCCUUUUGUUU
This is a messenger RNA of Macadamia integrifolia, 2631 nucleotides long. Its product is annotated as subtilisin-like protease SBT2.4. NCBI's taxonomy places the organism in Eukaryota, Viridiplantae, Streptophyta, Magnoliopsida, Proteales, Proteaceae. Bases 65 to 2536 code for a protein of 823 amino acids. The transcript is spliced from 10 exons. Gene Ontology annotation, molecular function: serine-type endopeptidase activity. The record is from RefSeq and is a predicted model, not a curated record. Gene Ontology annotation, biological process: proteolysis.